UGCGAGGUCGAAGCCUUUCGUCUCGUCUCGUCGCGAAAGGUGCAGGGUUUUAGUGCGUUCUCUUAUUAUUGGUAUCCUCAGAGCGUGUGCGAUUUCAUGUGUUUCGUGUGUGAUUUCCUUGUUGUGAAAGAAUUGAUUUGUGUGAAGGAAAGAGGUGGCGACGUCGUGUUCCGUUUGUGAUGACGAAUUUAGAAGAUAAAGUAUUUCCGACGAAAAGUUCGUUCUUAUUAAAUGCAACUGAGAGAAAAAAUGUGCUUGAACUCAUUGCCUCUUGCUAAGCGUUAGUCUCUGCGACUGAGCGACAAAAUGACCCUUUCCCCGCAAGACUGAGCAGGCAGAUCCCCUUCAGAAAAUGGCUUUGCAAACGCAGUCCUCCUUCUGGCUCAACUUCGACACCCUGAGGAGAAGUCGCAGAAGGAACACCAUCUGGGCGUCCUUCCUCUCGCCCUACGACCUCCCGCUGACCUCGGAGGGAGGCCUCCUUCAGAGCACACUGAGCCGCGACGCUCGGACGUCCCGCUCGCUGCCGCCCCGCUCGCCGCGCGCGAAGAGGCGAGGCGCAGCUUCUCCUGCACCCCUAGGGCCCUCCUGGUCCCUACGUGAGCGCCAUCACGCCGCGGCCACCGUCCUGCCGCGGGCAGAUGGCGAGGCUGGCGUCCGGGGCGGCGACGGGCGGUGUACCUCCUGCACCGCCGAGAAGAAGAAGAAGAAAAAGAUGUCGAAGAAGAAGAAGCCCUCGAAGUCCGCCGAGAUCCCGGAGGGCUCCUCGGCCUGCCGCUGCGCCCCAGGAUUCUGGGAGCAGCAGAGGCUUCUCUCCAGGAUCAGCAGGUCCUCCGACGAGCUCUCCAGGGUGAAGCGGAGCUACUUGGAGGAACUGGACCUGUGCCGCGUCGGCCUCUACGCGUCUAGGUCGGACGAGUCCCUGAACAGCUUCGGCCUCGAAGGCCCUGGCGGCGCCGACGUGUGGCCCGAGGCCGCCGAGAGGGAAGGGAGGGCGCUCGCGCACUUGCACGGGUCGCUCACCACCGGCCGCAGGAGGAGCGAACAGCGACGCCGCGACGCCUUGGGAGAGCAAGAGUCGGAAUUCGGCGAGCGGAGAGGCGAGCGGACGAGGAGAUCGGGCCAGCAGCAGCGACUCUCCAGGAGGAGCACAAGGGCCGCCGCCAGGGUUCCUGCUGGGGACGACCAUCCCGCCGUCACCGUCCGGCCCGGCUACCGCCUGCCCAGGUCGCGGAGCUGCGGCGCCAGGGCCUGCCAGCGGGUCGCGUCGCCGCCGCGGGAGGGCAGCGGGAGCCCCCGCUGGAGGAGCUCGGCGUGCCUCGGGCCGGAGCGGAGGGGCGUUUCUCGGGCCCUGUCGGCGGAGCCAGAGGACAGCGAGGCUUUGGGGCUCGUCGGGGACAUCCCUCCGAUCUCGCAACUGCGGUUCAACAAAUACAACUUCCGGAGGCGCAGGCCGGACCGGCUGGAGCUGCCCACGGACCCAGUCGCUCCCCAGGGCGCGGGUCGGCACCUUCUGCCGGAUUCCUGGAACCUCGGCUCCUUCGACGCAAGGCCCAGGGGCAGCGGCCCGGGGCGAUGCGAGUGCGGGUGCGCGCGGGCGGCGGCCCCGCAGCAGGAGCGUGCCGCGGCCCCGAAGGCCUCGCGCAGUCUGCUCCUGAAGACGUUCAGCUUCCGGUCGAAGAGCGUCGACCGCGCCAAGGCCUCGAUUCCCUCGCCGGCGCCGCGCGAAUGCAGGGCGAGCGACGCUGGGCGCUGCCCCCUGUGCGGGCCGCGCGGCGCUGCGGUGCUGGGCGAGGAGGCGGACGGACGGAGUCGCGGCCUCAUCUUCGACGGGGCGAGCAGCGCGCGCACGGGCUCCUUCCCGAACUCGCUGGUGGCGCGACACGACGCUCACGCUUCUAGGGAUCGCAGAAGUCAGUCGAGUGGAGCUCAUUCUUGGUCCAGUCCAGAGGUCCCAAACCUUGGCACACUAGAAGUGUAUGCUAGGGUCCUGUGGCACACCGGUUCUGUGUAUAUACGAAGAGAAUGUUUUCUACAUGUACAGCUAGUAUAUUCGCGGGGAAAUAGACAAACUGCUGUUACUCCUCUCCUUGAUCUCUGCUGGAAUUCUCUAGAUCUCAAGGACACCCAAGAACUGAACGAAAAGCAUCGCCAGUUUCCGAGCUUAUUCUCCUGUUUCAGGGCCUCCCCCUCACGCAGGGAGCGACGCGGGGCCGCGGCAUUCCUGCGUGGAUAUGCCCUUGGUGAACGUCCCCCAGAUCCGGCUUCCAACAAUACGGCUUUGUCACCCGCCCUCGGCCGCGCGCUCCCCCCGGCCUCGGAAAACGCGCCGAGGAAAGCAGUCAGUCAGGCGGUGAAUAAAGACAUGCUUAAAUGCAGAGAUGAAAGCGAACGGCCUCUUCGGAGGGACACUUUGGCCGAACUGCUGACGCUGCGGCCGUCUCUCCUUCCAUCCUAA
This is a messenger RNA of Penaeus indicus, 2458 nucleotides long. RefSeq lists its product as uncharacterized. Lineage: Eukaryota; Metazoa; Arthropoda; Malacostraca; Decapoda; Penaeidae. Bases 353 to 2458 code for a protein of 701 amino acids. The transcript is spliced from 5 exons. The record is from RefSeq and is a predicted model, not a curated record.